GCGAUUUUACUUAUUGAUUUUGAAUAAUACGUCUGACUGAAAGGAAAAUUAAAUCAAAUUCCUAAAACACUUGCUAUAAUUUUAAGUCAGGUCGUAGAUUUCUGAUAAAUUCACUUGUUUCUAAAAUGUGAAAGUAUGUUACUGCAUACUUAUACCCUAGUUCAAUCUUAAGUUAAGUUUCUAUUUUCUUUUCUAUGGAGUAAUUUCAUUAAAGUCUAAGGGCUUGUGGUUAUGAUAUGAACAGGACAAGUUUUUGGACAUAGUGAUAUUUUAGAAAAAUAUAGUAUCAAAACCGGUCAGGGACUAUGAUUCGCGAGAUGUUCGUGAGCUCAGACGAGGAAGACCUUGAGAGCCCUUGCGACAUGGACCCGGAGCGCGCCGGCCUCACGAGGCCCAACCGGGACAUGCACAACCGCUGCUGCGGCGGCAAGGCCUGGUGCAUUAAGGACAUAUGCGGUAUAAUAUGCGCGGUACUAACAUGGAUGCUGAUCUUGUACGCGGAGUUCGUGGUGAUGAUGGUGAUGUUGCUGCCAGCCGUGUCGGCCUACCCGCUUUACAGCUACGUCAACAUAUUCCUGUUCCAGAGCCUGGCCUUCCUGGCCUUCGCCAGCCAUCUGCGCACCAUGUUCACGGACCCGGGCGCGGUACCAAAAGGCAACGCCACCAAGAAGAUAAUCAAGCAGAUGAGUUUCCGCGAAGGCCAAGUCAUCUUUAAAUGCACCAAGUGCUGCAGCAUCAAGCCGGAGCGAGCUCAUCACUGCUCGGUGUGCCAGCGGUGCAUCCGGAAAAUGGAUCACCAUUGCCCCUGGGUCAACAACUGUGUGGGGGAGAACAACCAGAAGUACUUCGUGCUUUUCACGUUCUACAUCGCGGCGAUAUCGAUCCACUCGCUGGCGCUGUCGCUGUACCAGUUCGUGACGUGCAUACGGCACGAGUGGCGCGACUGCAGUACGUACUCGCCGCCUGCCACGGUGGUUCUGCUGCUGUUUCUCAUAGCGGAGGCGUUGCUCUUCGCCAUCUUCACCGUGGUCAUGCUGGGCACUCAGUUGCACGCCAUAUGGAACGAUGAGACGGGCAUCGAACAGCUAAAGAAAGAGCAGGCGCGAUGGGUGCGCAAGUCUCGGUGGAAGAACAUCCAGCAAGUGUUCGGCCGCUUCUCCGUAUUCUGGUUCUCGCCCUUCACCCAGCCCUCGAUCAAGACCAAGCUCGACAGCUACUUGUAUAGCGUUUAACAGGUUAUCUUAUCUACUUCACCAAGCACUUGAUAUUUUUGCGGGGUUGUCGCUGGCGACCACUCCGCGGCUAGAUGAAAUGUGCACUGCACACGCGUUGUACAGAAUUAGCCCGUUUUCACAUUAUCCGAUCCGAUAUCGGAUAUCGGAAGGAUUUCAAUGGAAAAAAUCUAAGAUGGCGCCUGUAAUGUAUGGGAUGUCGAUCCGACAUCCGAUGUCGGAUCGGAUAAUGUGAAACGCACUUACAGAUAUGUUACUCUUCGAAGGCUUCGAAGGAUAUGUGACACGCUCUUAUUGUUCUAAAAAUCAAUAAAAACUACCUGGCAAAAAGAGAUGAUAUCGCACUGCCAGAGCGGCGCGGGCGCCGACUGCUACACAGCUGACACCGGUCUCAUGGGUAUUCCCUACAAACCGGCUCUCGAGUCGCGAGCUAUCAGCUAAGUAAUCCGACUUCGGUGGGGAGGUUCAUGAUUUUAGCAGUUUAUUAUGAUGUGCGCCGUGGUCGCCACAAUAUUAAAAAAUGGCAAUGGCAACGUUGUAGUGUCGUUCCGUUAUCUUAAACAAUAUUGUUUUGAAAGGACAACACUAUGAUGUUGCCAUUUUUUAAUUUGUACUCUUUUUGGCAGACUCUAAAAUUGUGUCAGAUGUUUUUGCGGCCUUCGAAAAGUAACAUAUAUUUGCAGGUGAUUGUACGUAGCUCUGCGGUGGCGAGCAGUGAAUGCAAGACUUUAUAAAUAUGUAUUAUAAUGUAAUGUGCGCUUUCGUGGCGUAAUUCUCAAUCAAUAAUUUGCCAUUGUAAUCGAUGCAUCUCAGAAUAAGCAAUAUUUUUUCAUAUUUACGUGCAAUAAUUUUGCUAAGCGUGUUUUUUCUUAGUUCGGUGGUCGAAGAUACUGCACUAUUUUUGUGAGUAGCUCGAGUAGUAACCGUAAAGGAAAACUUAUAAACAUCACAAAUAUAACUCUGUACAAUUUACAUUUGUAAUUUAAAUAGUAUACAUACAACAUUAGACUUACAUUUUAGGUACAGAUCUUGCUAAUAUUUAGACGACUGACUCGUAAUUUUAUGGUACAUAUAGAAAUAACACUUAGACACGAUAUUGGACGUUAUUACUAAUUACAGCAUCGUAUCAUGAUAUUUUAAUGGUGAUAUAAUUUCGUUACGAUUCCACGUGGUCUCAGUAUCCACUGACGUCUUCAACACCACAAAAAUGUUGCCACAGUGCCUAACUCCGAUGAGUAUUAUUUCAAAGCAUGACGACUUAUUCCAUUGUUAAAUUAAUGUGUACAGAAGAAUGCUUGGAUUUAUUUUGCCAAGUAAAUAAUUGAAACAGAUGUGUUAAGUGCCUAAGAUAUUAUAGAUACAGACGCAGUUACAUGGGCGAUUUCUGAGCAGCAGCAAUAGAAUGAGGAGGCACACUGAAAAUUUUUUUUUUUUUUUUUAAUAAUUUGGAGACACCUUACACUGAUCAACUAAGCCCCAAACCACACCUCGGACACUGACGAUCAAAUAUAUGAAAGAGGCGCGUUCCUAGCACACAGUCUAAGCUCGUGU
This is a messenger RNA of Leguminivora glycinivorella, 2783 nucleotides long. RefSeq names its product palmitoyltransferase ZDHHC3. The record is from RefSeq and is a predicted model, not a curated record. Gene Ontology annotation, biological process: peptidyl-L-cysteine S-palmitoylation; protein targeting to membrane. Bases 306 to 1232 code for a protein of 308 amino acids. Gene Ontology annotation, cellular component: endoplasmic reticulum; Golgi apparatus. Gene Ontology annotation, molecular function: protein-cysteine S-palmitoyltransferase activity. The transcript is spliced from 7 exons. Lineage: Eukaryota; Metazoa; Arthropoda; Insecta; Lepidoptera; Tortricidae.